CAGUGCGGUUUAGUGUUAAUUAAUCAUUGGAAAAAUGCUCGAACAGUAUCAUAUCGAAGGGAAUAAUGAGUAUCAAACGUGUGAUACGACGACGAAUCUUAGUACCCCUUUCUCGGUUAAGGAUAUCCUGAAUAUGGACAAUGAGUAUGCAAAUUAUUACUGUAAUGUUAAGCGCGAGUAUGGACACUAUGACUUUGGUGCUAAUCAACAGUUUUGGGAUAAUUCGACCGAAGCGUAUCAUUAUUAUCAUCAAGAAGUCGAUAAUGAGUUUGUUGCGAAAAAUGUGCUAUAUCCUGAGCAACAAUACGAGGGGUUUUACGUGCCGGAGGCCAAGGACCAAAAGGACUACCUAAAGGGUGACAGUCCAAAGCUCCACCCCCAAGUGACCAGCUCGAAGACCGAGCUGCGGAAGUCCGGCAGACAGCGUUCGAAACGCAAACCCCGAGUCCUCUUCUCCCAGGCCCAAGUGUACGAAUUGGAGCGCCGAUUCAAGCAGCAGAAGUACCUGUCGGCCCCCGAGCGCGAGCAGAUGGCACAAGGCCUGAAACUGACACCCACCCAAGUGAAGAUUUGGUUCCAAAACCGGAGAUACAAGAGCAAAAGGCAGACCAUCGCCAAACACGACGACAAACUCCAAGUCGGACCCAACGUCACCGCCACCCCCUUGGGGUUCUGCAGCUCGACGCCUUGCGUCUUCCCCAACAACAUCUACCAUCCUUCGGAAUACAAUUGCAACGAACUGAGUUUUGUGUGAUUGAAGAUUCGACAAGGAACAAGUGCCAAAAAUGUCCAAAGAGAAAGUAUUAAAGUUUAUUUAGGGGUAGUUUUUAUAUCGAGCGAGUGUUAUUUUUAUUAUUAUUAUUAUUAUUAUAUAUUUUUUGUAAUUAAG
Tribolium madens (black flour beetle) is the source of this 889-nucleotide messenger RNA. RefSeq names its product homeobox protein Nkx-2.5-like. The record is from RefSeq and is a predicted model, not a curated record. Gene Ontology annotation, biological process: cell differentiation; regulation of transcription by RNA polymerase II. NCBI's taxonomy places the organism in Eukaryota, Metazoa, Arthropoda, Insecta, Coleoptera, Tenebrionidae. Gene Ontology annotation, cellular component: nucleus. The transcript has 2 exons. Gene Ontology annotation, molecular function: RNA polymerase II cis-regulatory region sequence-specific DNA binding; DNA-binding transcription factor activity, RNA polymerase II-specific. Bases 35 to 754 code for a protein of 239 amino acids.